AUGAACCGCACUACAAACGGUGCAAAGCGGCGCCGUUGGGCCGGGCCGGGCGCGCGCGGCUCCCGGAGCGGGGAGCGGGGAGCGGCCGCGGUGCGGGGCACACGGGAGCACACGGGAGCACAACGUGCCCGGGAAAACAGCGCGGCUGGGCUCCGACCCGCGGCCGAGGGCGCCUCAGGAGUGCGGUACGCACAGAUUCAGAGGGUUGGAAUAAAAAGCAUCAGUUUCUCUAAUGCAGUAAUCAUCACAAACCUCACCUUGCUGUGUGCCAACAUUACAAUAUUCUAUAAAGCUUUGUUGGAUUUCUGUGCUUCUCACCAUUUAGUUUGCACCAAGCCUACAGUUUGGGUCCUGCACUAUCUCAACAUUUCUGGAGCAAACUGUGAAAGUAAAAUUAUGGGUGUGCAUGCCACAAGAGCUGAUGGGACUGAUGCAAUUAAUAAGGUGCUAGGAAUGAAAAUUCCUAGUAAAUGCAUGUACAAAAGAUGAUUAAUUGGCUGUACUGAAGCAGAAGGCUGUUUACCAUGUAAAGUGGGUUUCCAGCCAAUUAGAUUCUCAGGUCCCUCAACAAGUACCGACCUAAAAGUCAAGAAUUCAUCUUCAUUAAAGGUAGCUGCUUGCAAUGCUUCCCAUUCUGCAGGAAUUCUUAAACGACUCCAUAGUGAAGGUCUGAUGCUGCACAAAGAAGCUUCUCAAACCACAUCCACAACAUGCACAGCAAGUCCCAGGCUCCCUGAGGAAGGCAGAGUGCUGGCAGUGGGCCACUGAGCCAAAUGCCAUUCCAAGCUGCAGGGAGCAAGAAGCCUGUGAACAACUGGGCAGUGAAGGUGAAAAGGACUCUGCUUUUUCUUGUGACACCAUCUCAGCCACCACCUUCUGCAUCCAGUAAAACAAGUGAACAGGACAGUGUUGCUGUUCAAAUUCCUACAGUACUAAACAAGAAAGAACCAGCUGUAUUAGCAGAAAGUAUUACACUUGAGAAUGAUAGAGUGCAUGGGUAAUGUUUGAUGCAGUCUGAUAGACUGAACAGGUCUACAUUAUAUGGUUGAAGAGGAGGUGAUUAUCUCCUGUGAUCCUUUAUUCAAGAUUAGGUAGAAAAUUGUGAUGAAAAAGAUAAUGAAAAGCACAGGAAGAAAUUGUUUUAAGAGAGCAUUGAAAUAUGAGUUUUCUGCUUUAUUUCUGGUUAUUUUUUAGAUGUUGGGAAGGGAGGAAGAAAAAUGGAUUAAAAAAAUCGCUCAAGCAUAUGCAGCUUAACAUUCCAGUAACUCCCAUUUGUAUUUCUGUUGUGCUGUACUGUAAAGUGAGUACUUGCACAGUGUAAAAGAAAACCUCUUUAUCAAUUUUAACUACAGUGAGUCUCAAUUUGUACCUUUAAAGGGGGAAGGGGGAAGAACAGAUAAAAGUAAGUAGCUUUUAUUAGACAGAAGUUUGCCACAAAUGUACAACGUACGCGUGCUGCAGAGAC
Messenger RNA from Passer montanus (Eurasian tree sparrow), 1465 nucleotides. RefSeq names its product potassium channel tetramerization domain containing 18 (gene KCTD18). NCBI's taxonomy places the organism in Eukaryota, Metazoa, Chordata, Aves, Passeriformes, Passeridae. Bases 1 to 489 code for a protein of 162 amino acids. The transcript has 5 exons. The record is from RefSeq and is a predicted model, not a curated record.